AUGGCGCCGCGGAAGAUUAUCAUAGACACCGAUCCGGGAGUCGAUGACAUCCUGGCAAUGCUGCUGGCUUUCUCAGCACUACCAGAGGAGCUUCAAGUGUUACUCAUAUCUGUAACAUAUGGCAACAUUGACCUCGAAAACUGUUUACGCAAUGUCGUCUCACUAUUCCACCAUGUGGAAAAGGAGAUCGCGUGGCGAGAGAGUGUUGGACGGAGUUCCGGAUUCGAAACUCUACAGAAAUCGAAGCCUGUAGUUGCUGUGGGCCCCGACCGUCCGCUCGCGGAUGAUACGUUGAUGGCUGAUUUCUUUCGUGGUCAAGAUAGGCUUCGUGGAUUCUACUCGAGCCAUCCACAUCGAAAGCCCGCCGAGACGUGGCAGCGCCUCUUGAAAGUGGCAGAAAAGUCGUCUGCUCCUGAGCAGGGUGAAAUAGCCAGACAGAUGAGCAAAACAGCCUCUCUAUUCACACAAUCUCAAAAACCUGCACAUUUGGAGAUUUUGAAAUUAUUACGCGACAACGAACCCAACAGCAUUACGAUCGUGGCAAUCGGUCCCAUGACAAACCUCGCCCUUGCUGCAGCGGAAGAUGCGGAAACAUUCUUGAAAGUCAAGGAGAUCGUGGUCAUGGGCGGCCACAUUGACCAAGCCAGCAACGCAGGUUAUCAAUCUUUCUCACAUCUACAGCAGGCUUCGAACAUAGACGAGCCUCCUUUCAGGCUCAUCAAACAAGCGCCAGGUCCUAUUAGAGAUUUGCUGAAAAUUCGAAAUCAAAUGACGCCUGUUGCAGAAUUCAACACCUUUGCAGACUCUGUGGCGGCGGCACGAGUAUAUGCUCUCACAUCACCGAAACCGCACACCACGAUGCCUGUAGUGCCACCGACACCUCUGGGUCAGAAAGAGGGAGCACCCCCUCCAUCGUUCCUCUCCUCUUACCCAGACAAUCUUUCAAAGCGGUUGACCAUCACAUUGUUCCCACUGGACAUCACUGAGAAGCAUGUGCUCACUCGUGGCGAAUUUGAGGCAUUUCUUCAGCCACAGCUGGCUGCAAAGUCGCCUUUGGCAGAAUGGGUUUCAGUGUUUAUGAACGCAACCUUUGAGAAAGUCGAAUCUCUUCAUCCAGAGGUUUCCAGAGACGCCGUGGGACUGCAACUCCAUGAUCCGCUGACGAUAUGGUAUUGCAUGGAUGAUGACAACCCCAAAUGGAAGAUUAUUGAGGGUGAAGAUUUGAGGGUGGAGACUGCAGGCCAGUGGACAAGAGGAAUGUUUGUGACUGACAGGGGAAAUCGAAAGCGAAAGGACAACUACGGCGGUAGUGAAGUAUCCGGGGAUACUAAUAGCUCGUUGACAGGAGGGACUGGCAAUCGACUCAAUCGGUGUGUCGGAUCCCCUGGACAGGAUGUUUUCGGUCAACUACUGCUCAAACGAGUAUUUGGCAGCUGA
Molecule: messenger RNA, 1437 nt
Organism: Metarhizium brunneum ARSEF 3297
Lineage: Eukaryota; Fungi; Ascomycota; Sordariomycetes; Hypocreales; Clavicipitaceae
Product: Pyrimidine-specific ribonucleoside hydrolase RihA
Biological process (GO): purine nucleoside catabolic process
Cellular component (GO): cytosol
Molecular function (GO): purine nucleosidase activity
Source: RefSeq, a predicted model, not a curated record